AUGCCAAUUAGUCAAAUAUCAGAGCAAGACGUCCAUAGAAUCACAUCAGGCCAAGUCAUCAUUGAUUUGGCGUCCGCUGUAAAAGAGCUGGUAGAGAAUAGUUUGGACGCUCAAGCAACCCAGAUAGACAUAACGUUCAGAAAGUACGGUAUAGAUGGACUAGAAGUGUCUGAUAAUGGUACAGGAAUUUCGAAGGACGACUAUGAGAGCCUCGCCCUAAAACAUCACACUUCAAAGAUUAAAAAUUUUGACGAUGUAUUAACAAAUAUCAAUACCCUAGGAUUCCGUGGAGAAGCUUUAUCAUCAUUAUGUGGCAUUGCUCGAAUGGCAGUCAUUACUACUACACAGCCUCCGCGUGCUGAUAGACUUGAAUACGAUAUGGCAGGCCAUCUUUCAAGUAAAUCCACCACAACAAGAAAUAAAGGUACCACCGUAAUAAUAAGUGACCUAUUCCACAAUCUUCCAGUUAGACAAAAGGAUUUUGAAAGAACAGCUAAGAGGCAUUUCACUAAAUGUAUUACUUUAUUACAGAGUUAUGCAAUUAUAAAUGAGAGCGUAAGAAUUACAGUAACUAAUAUUACCUCCACUGGCAAGAAAAACAACAUACUUUCAACAGCGGCAAACCAAAAUUUAAACAAAAGAAUUAUUAGCAUAUUUGGUUCUACAAGUUUAAGGGGCCUUUCACCGAUAUCACUAACUUUGGAUAUGAAUCCAUUUAAAAAGAAUAUUAAGAGUCGAUACGUAGACGACCCCGAUUUUGACAAUAUGGACUAUAAAGUAAAAGUCACCGGAUUAUUUUCGCAGAAUUCUUUUGGUUGUGGCAGAACUUCUAAGGAUCGUCAAUUUAUUUUCAUGAAUAAACGCCCGAUUGAUUAUCCAGCUGUGGUUAAAUGCUGCAAUGAAGUCUACAGAACAUAUAAUAAUGUCCAAUAUCCCAUGUUCAUAUUAAAUUUUGAACUUACACCUGAUUUAAUCGACGUGAAUAUAACACCAGAUAAGAGAACAGUAGUGUUGCAUAAUGAGCAAAGUGUUAUCGAUGUUUUAUAUGAAAAUUUAAGCGACUAUUUUGAUACACAAGAUAUGGCACUACCCAAAGAAGAACCACAGGAUCAUAUUUCAAAAAGGCGAAGGUUAUUAGACCAUCCAUCGGAUUCUGCUGAUGAUGGAUCCUCUUCACAGUUAGAAAUCAGUUCAACAAAUGAAAGCUCUUUUGUAACCCCCAUUGAGAUGGACAUAACUGAGCUAGUAGAGACUAACAGCUUUGAAUAUGACGGAAAGGAGUCUUUGCCGGCAUCAGAACCGGACUUUCGUAACGAUAUAGAGGAUGAUAAUAUGCAAUGCAAUAGCAGUCCUUCAAAAGAGCCCCACUCUCCAGAUGAUAAUUACAAUGAAAUUCAUAAAGAACAAGAGUUAUCUGAGGUAUAUGCCCCACAAAGAAAUCUCAGAAGACCCAAGGUAGUGAACAUAGAAGAGUUUGCUAACCCUAUUCAUGAACCAGAAAGUUAUAUAGCUAAGAAUGGGUCGCCUAAAAAGUCACAAGAAUCACUUAUACUACAAAUCGACGACAAAGUGUACAAGCAAACUGUAACAGUGAAUAACAAUAGCGAUAUUGUAUCAAUAGAGAAUAUAACUCCAAGCAAAGAAUACGACUCCCAACAUAGUACUGCAAGAGAGAAUGAUAGUAAGACUGAAAGCCAAGAGACAGAUUCAUGCGAAAGUUGCAAAGAUGAUUCUAACAUACCUGGAUUGAGAUCGAACGAUGAAUUGCUCGAAUAUGAUGACGACAAAGAUGAGGAUUUAGCGUCAUUCCAUCCCACGGACUACAACAUUAGAUCACCUAUUAAGUCAGUAACCAGUAGAACUUCGAAGCGUGAUACAUUCAGAUCAAUGACUGAUAAUGUUCUAAGUAAGAACAAUAUACAACUGCUAUCACAGCACCUGGUCGUUCACAAUAUUGAUGAUAUUGUAAAUAUAUCUAAUCUGAAAGAAAUAAUCACCAACAACACUUACAUGAAUGAGAGACAAGGUACAAGUAAAAUAAUAAGAAAUUCUGCACUGAAUGAUUUAGACAAAGGUGCACAAUAUUUGUCAUUAUCUGUCAAAAAGAGUGAUUUCAAAGACAUGAAAGUUGUGGGCCAGUUUAAUUUGGGGUUUAUUCUAGUCACUAGAAACAUGGGUAGCAAUUAUGACCUGUUUAUUGUAGAUCAACAUGCUAGCGACGAGAAGUUUAAUUUUGAGAACUUGCAACAAACUACAAGGUUCAAAUCACAAAAAUUAAUUUCGCCAGAAACUAUUGAAUUAAGUGUCAUUGAUGAACUAAUAGUAAUGGAUAAUCUAAGUGUAUUCGAGAGAAAUGGGUUUAAGAUUGAAAUAGAUGAAGAUGCAAUGGCAGGACACAAGGUCAAGCUGAUUAGCAUUCCAGUCUCAAAACGAACAAUAUUCGGAGUUGCAGAUUUCCAAGAACUGGUAUACUUGAUUAAAGAGGAUGGAGGUACAAACAAGAGUAACAUAAAAUGUAGUAAAAUACGAGCAAUGUUUGCAAUGAGAGCUUGCAGAAGUAGUAUCAUGGUUGGAAAACCGCUAAAUAUGAGAACCAUGACGAGGGUGGUACAAAACCUGAGUACUCUGGAUAAGCCUUGGAAUUGUCCUCAUGGCCGCCCAACUAUGAGGCAUCUAAUGGAGUUGCAAAAUUGGAAGUCGUUCUCGGAAGACUAUAAAUUAUAA
Nakaseomyces glabratus is the source of this 2724-nucleotide messenger RNA. RefSeq names its product ATP-binding mismatch repair protein (gene PMS1). Gene Ontology annotation, cellular component: MutLalpha complex. Gene Ontology annotation, biological process: mismatch repair. The record is from RefSeq and is a predicted model, not a curated record. Gene Ontology annotation, molecular function: ATP hydrolysis activity; mismatched DNA binding; ATP binding. NCBI's taxonomy places the organism in Eukaryota, Fungi, Ascomycota, Saccharomycetes, Saccharomycetales, Saccharomycetaceae.